Clonostachys rhizophaga is the source of this 741-nucleotide messenger RNA. The record is from the annotation of a GenBank genome assembly. Lineage: Eukaryota; Fungi; Ascomycota; Sordariomycetes; Hypocreales; Bionectriaceae.
AUGGCAGAGAAGCCUCCUUGCUGUCAACCACAUGUGGUCAUUGGCCUUGAUGUAGGCACAACGUACUCCGGUGCGUGCAUCGUUGAAGCCACCAACUGUUUGACGCAUGGACGUCACGAAUUCCAUGAUUCCGACGUGAUCAGCAAAUUCCAAUCGCUUGUAGCGGUCUCUUUGGACAAUAAUGGUCCGAAAGCCCGCUUCCUUCGUCCUCGUGAAGAGCCGCACGAUGAUGAAGAGAUCCAGAGAUUUUUCAAAUUCGAUCUUUUCUACGAGUUCAAUCAAUCCGCCGAAGAUACCAGGCUGGUGACUUGGGUCAGGGAAAACGAGGGACAUGGGAAGAAGAAGGUGGGAACACAUGAUGCAUUCAAGACUUUUCUCGAGGGUCUCUUUGUUCUUGCUCUUGAGAAGCGCAAGAACAGAGGUGCCCCCAUCACAGCUGCAAUCACGUACCCUUGGAAACUCUCUCGUAGUAGUUUCUCAAUCAUCCAGAGUAUUGUCAGCCAUUCCGCCAUCCCAAACCAAUGCAGUAAAGUGGUCUAUGGAUCUGAAGCCGAGGCGGCCUUGGCCGGCACAUUCCAGCUUUUGCGGACCCGUGGGCCCAUGCAGAACUUUCCUACCUUAGACUUCACUCACUUCUUCCAUCUCCUGCCCCGUCUCUGUGUCCCGUGUCCCGUGUCCUGUGUCUUUGGAUUCUAUUUGGCUUCAGCUGACAAUCCCGAAGGAGCCUGUGAUCAUCGCUGA